Molecule: messenger RNA, 717 nt
Organism: Saxophila tyrrhenica
Lineage: Eukaryota; Fungi; Ascomycota; Dothideomycetes; Mycosphaerellales; Extremaceae
Exons: 2
Coding region: 1-717 (238 amino acids)
Source: RefSeq, a predicted model, not a curated record
AUGCCCCUGGACCUGCGAGGCCUCUCCAAGGACCGCUUCCAGAAAGACCAGCCGGCAGUGAGACGCACACGUCACCUAAUGCGGGUGCUCGUCCGGCAGACCAGACUACCGGGGGCCUCUGCCCUCGCUGACACCGACGUCAGGUAUCUCUUCACUCUGGCUGCUGUCGCUCGAGCUGCUAUUCACGGCUAUAUCGAUGCGGACGAGGUGGCCCGGGUCCUCCGCCUAUUCGAGGAGAGGGAAAUCUGCCACAGAGCGCCGUUGAGCCUGCACACCUGGGACCUGCGUAUGCUGGAACAUCACCGUACUCUCCACGAAGCGUACUGUGCGAUAAGCGGGAAAUGCCAGGAGCUUGCGAAGCUCGCGAUCCACAGCAAUCUGAUCCACCUGAAGGGAUACAGAUGGCUGUUGUCUGCUUCAAUGGAGCACCUCAAGCCUCUUGUCGGUCCUGGCACCUUCUUGGGAGAUGUGCAGCCGACCACGAGUCUGGGACAUGUUAACAUGCCCAGCAUGGAUGAUAGACGUCGCAUCAAAGAUGCAGCCUCUCAUAUUGACGCCUUACAGUUCGAGGCUCCAGCGAAAGGUAUCGUGGGCUGGCAGACAGCAUUUGACGAGAUCUUCAACUUUCUGAAGCCUCACCUGCGGGCCGAUGGGCAGAGAUGGCUGGAGGAAUCCAUACCACCUCCCUACGAGGAGCACGAAAGUACUAGAGUGUAG